This is a messenger RNA of Stereum hirsutum FP-91666 SS1, 3115 nucleotides long. RefSeq lists its product as uncharacterized. The transcript is spliced from 6 exons. Bases 1 to 2544 code for a protein of 847 amino acids. The record is from RefSeq and is a predicted model, not a curated record. NCBI's taxonomy places the organism in Eukaryota, Fungi, Basidiomycota, Agaricomycetes, Russulales, Stereaceae.
AUGGCUCUUCCCCCACAAAGGCCCGCCUCUGCCGUCGUCUGCGCGACCCGCGAGGACGCUCAGAACAACAUCCUAUUCACCACCGCGCGCAUCUCAGACGCCCUCGAGAACUUCCGCUAUCGCAGCGCCCACCCAGACCCAGAGCAGGCCCCCUACAGAGCCGGUCUUAGGUCUGAACUCGUGUCAUGUCUCGCGGCAGUCAAACCAUGGGAGCACUGCAUGAUCUUCCCUCGUCUCUGGCUUAGCGCCCACAAUGCUAUCCUCCGUCAAGAACGGCAGCCUGCCGACAUCAAGUCCAUCUCCAGAUACGACCCCUCCGUCCAGUCCCAUCCCCUAUACAGGCGCGAUCGCACCCCUCCUGGCUCCCGUAACGUACACCACCACUCUCUCGGAGACAACCAGUGGUGGCGAGCGCUCGGCAAUCGCAAGGAUGGCGUCGGAAGAUACAGGCCAAACGACCCCGGACUCAUGCUACUCGACUCCGACACUUCAUCCUGCCUCGAUCCCGACGAGCAAGAACAGCCCCUGCCCAUCGAAAUCGACCUCGACUCGGACGGGAACAACACCGACGAAGACAGCGGGAUGGGCAUGUCCGAGGACGAGCCCGGUCGCGUCCUGCUCCAUCACAUUCCCCAGAUCCCUCGCGAACCCAGUCCGGGUGGCACCGUCCCCGUCGUCGGUGGCCCCUAUUCCUCGCCCGACCUUCGUCUCCACCAGCAUCGCCAUCAUCCACCGACCUCUGCAGAGCUCAGGGGUAGGACCGACUCGCCCUCGCGCAAAGAUUACGGGGCCGUUCGACCGAGUGCGGGUGGACAACACAGGGCACCACCACCACCAACACACGCCGCUCGGCCACCUCUCGGCGUGAAUACGCACGACGCUCACGCCCAUAAUAAUAAUGGAAGUGGGAAACGAAAGUCGAUGGAUGAACCUUCGCCGUCGCGGAGCUAUUCUGCGCCCCGCAAAACGUCCAGGACUAGCGCCGACAUCCCGCUCAUUCCUACGAACGAAAAGUUUAGCGUCUAUGUUCGGAAGUGUGUGAGAUGCUCCAAGAGAAACUUGGAAUGUGUGGCCUCGGACGCGAGGCCGGCAUGUCAACAUUGUCAUCUCGCCAGGAGCAGGUGCGAUCCGUACGGGCACCGCUACUACAAGAACGCACCACCUCUGAACACGGGAGACCCAUACGACGAAACCCCCGAGCCAGAAAGCUACGAGUUCGCCCCGCCAUGGGAGCCCCCAAGCGGCGAGUCCUUCGAGUCCCACGACCCAGGAUUCCAACCGAACGGGAUCUCGAUCUCCCCACACCAUCAUCCGAAACCGCCGACGACGACACAUAUGCACGAGCGCGAGACGACCAUGAGCGCGGGAUCGUCCAGUCGUUCGGGGAGCUCGACACAAGGCGAGCUCAGUACCGUAAAGACGUCCGUGUCGCCCACGGUGCCCAUUACGGUUACGGGCGAGAGCAGCGUUUCGCCGGUUGCGGUUUCUGCGCCUCCGCAUGCACAUGUACAUGGGCCUCACGUUCCACUGCCAUCUCGGAAAGGGAAGGAGAGGGCGACGACGUUGCCUACGGAGGGCGUUCCUUCGUCGUCGUCUUUGUCGUCGGCGGCGGCGGCGGCGGGGCCACUUAUACAUAGACAUUCGGAUGCGUCGAAUCGGCCGUCGGUGGGGCCUCCUCAGCGGCAUCGGCCUUCGUCUGACCAGAUACCGCCGCCGCCAUGGGAGAACUUGGAACGAGAGAGAGCGAAGAGGACGUCGGACGGCUCGACGACGGCUACUCCAGCAACGUGGACGACGACGGCCACGCCAGCAACGUCGACGACGAUGAAACCGCCAAGGUCGCGAGUGGGGGAUCAUAUCCCCGUGUCGCCUGUUUUCUCUGUUUCUUCAGAUUCCGAUAUUCCGUUGUCGUGGCAGGUUGCGCUUCAAGGGGCACAGACCGCCGGUGGCUCUUCUUCUUCUCCUUCCGCUCCUAAUGCCACCCAGGUCGCGUCGGCGGAUUCGCAGCCGCAGGUUUAUCCACACCCAGCAACGGCACCGUUAGGACGGUUGCAGCCUGUUGAUCUUUCGAUCUUCAAUAGGAAUUUGCCGUCGGGCUCGGGUUCGUCUAGCGCUACGACGAUCACACCGCAAGACCCGACGCCAACGGGGCAUCAUCAUCUCAGUCCGACUUCUGUUAGCCCUCACACGAGCACCACCCUCACCUCUCGCGCCCUCACAACAACCUCCACCGCCACCGUCGCCCCCGGCCCCUCCACCACCACCACCUCCUCCACAGACCCGAACUCCUCCGGCCUCCUUCAGCUUCUGCUCACGCAAUUCGUAACCCUCGAAGAGCGCAUGGAAGCCACACAAGAAGAGAUGCGGAACGUGAGGGAGGAGAUGCGGAGUACGAAGGCGGGGAUAUUGAAGGUGUUGAAGGAUACGAGUGGGGAUAUGAGGGAGAUGGCGAGUAUUGCGGUUAGGGCGGCGGAGAGGAUUGAUGUGAGUUUGGGGAAGGUGCGGGGUGCGGGAGGGGGUGGAGGUGCGGGGUCGGAUAUUUGAGAGUUUGAGGAGGGUGAGGUGUGUAUGAGUCUGUUGUUUGUCGCCCCUGUUUGCGGUUUCACCAUUCCUAUCCCUAUCUGAACGCUUCUCAUAUGCAUAUGGUAUGGUCUGUGUCUCUUCUCUUAUACUUUGGACAUUCGGAUCCUUUUGUUGUGUGGCGCAGCCGCUUUUCUACUUAUUUGGUCUUGGUUUUGUGUUUUGUGUUUUGUGUGUUCGAUUACUUAUUAGAGGAUAGAUGGGGAUUUUCUUCAACUUGAAGGAUCCGUGUCUAGCCUCUGCCUUCUGCUUUAAGUCUCCCCUUUCUUUACUUCACGAUUUGCUUCUUCUUCCUUCUUCUUCUCAUUCUACUCCUACUCCUGAUGACUGCCGUCUCCAACAUUUUUCUAUCCAUCCACUGCUUCUCUCUCCCUAUCUGCUUGCUCGCCUCGCUGCUUCAUGUUUCAUAUUAAAAAUUGUUCUUAUAUCUUAUGCCCCUCCGGCUCGUCCGUUUCCGACCUUCCUCAGUCUGUUCAUGCUACAUACAUCCUAGGGCUAUCCAUCUAUCCACCUAUCCACCUGCCCACUUACCCAU